Messenger RNA from Gymnodraco acuticeps, 5480 nucleotides. RefSeq names its product ubiquitination factor E4A (UFD2 homolog, yeast) (gene ube4a). The record is from RefSeq and is a predicted model, not a curated record. Gene Ontology annotation, biological process: protein polyubiquitination. Lineage: Eukaryota; Metazoa; Chordata; Actinopteri; Perciformes; Bathydraconidae. Gene Ontology annotation, molecular function: ubiquitin-ubiquitin ligase activity. Gene Ontology annotation, cellular component: nucleus; cytoplasm; ubiquitin ligase complex.
CAAUUUCAGUUUACCGAGGAGCUGUCUGGUUUCGUAGAGGCGAUUUCUUUAAUAUCAGAAACACGCUUCUUCCCGUCAAACAGUUUUUGUGUCUGCAUCGCUCCUUAAGGCUGGGAUCUUGGAUGGAGUGAGUGUUGAUCCCCAAUGAGAUGACUGACCAGGGCAACAACAACCAGCAUAUCUCCCGCAACCCCUUUGCUGCUCUCUUCAGCUCAGUCGCUGAUGCCAAGCAAUUUGCAUCUGGCCAGAAACCCGAACAGUCUGCUGAACCAUUGGAGGACUCGGGAGAGAGCCAUUCAGAGUCAGAAAACUCUGUUUCGGACAGCGUUGAUGAAAAUGACGAUUCCGUGGCAGAGAUCAGUCGCUCCUUCCGGUCCCGGCAGGAGCUGUGCGAACAACUCAAUGUCAAUCACAUGAUCCAGAGGAUAUUUCUCAUCACUCUGGAUAACAGUGACCCCAGUCUGAGAGGAGGUAAUGGGAUCCCCCCUCGCUGUGUUUACCUGGAGGAGAUGGCUGCAGAUCUGGAUGAACAGGACUGGCUGGACUCGGAUAACAUAGAACAGGCUCUGUUCAACCGUCUGCUGGUGCUAGAGCCGGGGAACAACCUCAUCUACAUGACGUCGUGCAGCGCUGUCAACCUGUCAGCUGACCGUGACGCUGGAGACACGAGUGCCAUCCGUUACCUCUUCGCCUGCUACCAGAGGUCCAAAGAAGAGGUGACGAAGGUCCCGGAGAAGUUGCUGUCAUUCGCUGUACGUUGUAAGAACCUGACAGUUUCCAACACACGGACAGUUCUGCUCACCCCAGAGAUCUACGUCACACAGAACAUCUAUGAACAGCUUCUGGACUUGUUGCUGGAAGGUUUCCGCGCAGCACAGCCAGAAGAGGUGUUUGAGUUUUUGGAGGAGAUCAUUGCUGGCCUGCUCUCCGACCAGGAGGUGCGCACCUUUGGGGAGGUUAUAGUACCGGUGCUGGAUAUCUUCCAGGGACGCAUCAAAGACCUGGACCUGUGCCAGCCUCUUCUCUACUCCUACCUAGACGUCCUGCUCUACUUCAGCCACCAUAAAGAUAUUGCCAAGGUGUUGGUGGAACACAUUCAGCCCAAAGACCCAGCUAAUGGUUUGCAGUACCAGAAGACCCUGCUGGGAACAGUGUUGAGUAUCUCCUGCUUGUUGAGAACCCCAGGUGUGGUGGAGGGACAUGGCUACUUCCUGAACCCCUCCCGCUCCAGUGCCCAGGAGACAAAGGUCCAGGAGGCCAACAUCCACCAGUUUAUGGGUCAGUUUCAGGACAAGCUUCACCAGAUUUUGAAAAACCUGCUCCAGCGAUCCAGUGAGACGCGUCACUUGCUGCUCUCGUGGUUGGGCGGCUGUCUGCAGGCUAACGCCGGCCGGGCCAAGAUAUGGGCCAAUCAGAUGCCAGAGAUCUUCUUCCAGAUGUACGCUUCAGAUGCAUUCUUCUUAAACUUGGGUGCAGCACUGCUGAAGCUGUGCCAGCCCUUCUGCCGGCCGCGGUCACCCAAACUCCUGACCUUUAACCCCACCUACUGUGCCCUGAAAGAGCUGAGCGAGGAAGAGAGGCGCAAUCGCAAUGUGCACGCCAGAGAUCUCGACAAGGAAACCUGUCUGAUCCCUUUGCCCCCCCAGCAGCCGGUGGAGUCUGCUCAGUCGUACAGCCUGCUGACCGAAAACCUCAUCCUCACACAACUCACCAUGCAUCUCGGCUUCCACAGACUCCACGAGCAGAUGGUGAAGAUGAACCAGUCUCUCCACCGGCUCCAGGUGACGUGGCAGGACGCCCAGCGAUCGGGCAACCCCAUGUCGGAUCAGCUGCUGGAGCAGUUUGAGCGUCUGAUGAUUGUUUACCUGUCUACCAAAGCUGCCACCACUCAGCCCGCCAUGCUGCAAUGCUGCCUUAGCCUCCAAGCUUCCUCGGCUGCGCUGCUCGUUCAGCUGGGUGUGGGGAACCAGGGGCCUGAACAUGUAGCACUCAGUUUCCCCCUGCCCCCCCUACAGAACACUGUGCUCUGCUACGUACCAGAGUUCUUUGCAGAAAACAUGGGAGAUUUUUUCAUCUUCCUGCGUCGAUUUGCUGACGAUGUUUUGGAGACUUCUGCAGAAAGUCUGGAGCAGAUUCUUAACUUCAUCACUGUCUUCAUGGGAAACAUAGAGAGGAUGAAGAACCCUCAUUUAAGAGCAAAGCUGGCGGAGGUCCUAGAGGCGGUGAUGCCCCACAUGGAGCCGGUGGCUUCUGGUGCUAUUCAGCCAAUCGUGUUCCAGCGAGAGAGAGCCUUCUGCUCCUAUAGACACGCACCUCAGCUGGCCGAGGCCCUCAUCUCUGUGUUUGUAGACAUCGAGUUCACAGGUGACCCUCAUCAAUUUGAACAGAAAUUCAACUACAGGAGACCCAUGUAUCCCAUCCUCAAGUACAUGUGGACAAAAGAAAGCUACAGAGAGAGUAUCAAGCACUUGGCGCACUAUGCAUCUGAGAACCUGGAGGCCAUGAACCCCCCUCUGUUCCUCAGGUUCCUGAACCUCCUGAUGAAUGAUGCCAUCUUCCUACUGGAUGAGGCUAUUCAGUACCUGAGUAAAAUCAAGGUCCUUCAGUUGGAGCGGGACAGAGGGGAGUGGGAGGGCCUGGCCCCCGAUGCCCGGAGAGAGAAGGAAUCGAGCCUGCAGAUGUUGGGACAGCUGGGACGCUUCCACAACAUCAUGUCUAAUGAGACCAUCGGCACCCUGGCCUUCCUCACAUCAGACAUCAAGGGGAUCUUCGUGCAUCCCUUCCUGGCUGAGAGGAUCAUCUCCAUGCUGAAUUAUUUUCUGCAGCACUUAGUGGGCCCUAAGAUGGGGGCCCUUAAAGUCAAGGACUUCAGUGAGUUUGACUUCAAGCCCCAGCAGCUUGUUUCUGACAUCUGCACCAUCUACCUGAAUCUGGGUGAUGAGGAGAAUUUCUGUGCUACAGUCCCAAAGGAUGGACGAUCGUACUCUGCCGCCCUCUUCUCCCAAACAGUGAGGGUGCUGAAGAAGAUAAACAAGCCUGGGGACAUGAUCGUGGCGUUUGGACUCCUUGCUGAUAAAAUAAAGCCCCAUGCAGACAGACAGCAGCAGGAAGAGGAGACGUAUGCAGAUGCCCCGGAUGAGUUCCUGGAUCCCAUCAUGUCCACUCUGAUGCUCGACCCGGUCCUCCUCCCUUCCUCCAGUGUCACAGUUGACCGCUCAACUAUAGCAAGGCAUCUCCUCAGUGACCAGACAGACCCUUUCAACCGCAGUCCUCUGACCAUGGACCAGAUCAGGCCAAACGAGGAACUCAAGCAGCAGAUCUUACAGUGGCUGGAUAAGCAUAAGCAGGAGAGGCAGCAGCUGGGACCCAGUGGCUAGCCGCGAAUCCUCGCUGUGAUAAACAAUGACUGCAUCCCUGUUUUCUUUCACAGCUUACAUCUAGCGUGCUCCUCUGCUUCUUGUCUAAUCCAUGGUGUGCUUGCCUCUGUGGAUUUCUUCAGACUAACAUUGCAUUAGCCUUUACAUGCAGACUUCACGCUCCGUGGAUUCCCUCUGGGAAAAACUGUCCAGGCAAAACUGUAGCCCACAGGCUGGUGACGACUUCAAAAUCCAUACCAACCCACACAGUAGCUGUUUGAGUCCCAUGAUGCCCCGUGGUACCAUGAUGCACCCGCUGGUCUCUCUCCCUGAAUACUGUGUAUUAAUUAGCUCAUUAUUACAAUCAGAACUGUGGCCAGAAGCAUCAGUUUCAACAGGACUUGUUGAAUGUACUGAAUGAACUCCUGACUGACCAGCCGGCCCAAACCAGAUUUUAUACUGCAAGGUGAGUAUUUUGGGGAACUGUUAAAGCAGAACAUGGAGGAAAUGGUUAGGAUUUAACUUCAUGAAAGAGAAAACACUGCCUCUUAAAGUUCUUGAACACCCAACGUUUCAGCAUAUUAGGUUAAGUCUCAAGCGGAAUUGUAAAUAAAAUGAGCAAUUAAAGGCAACAGCAAAGGUAAAACUGAAGUUGAUGUGUGUGACUUUUAUUUUAGUGGAGAUAAUCUACAUUUAGAUGGAGAUGUUUAAAAUAAUUGUCACUAUUAUAAGCAUACUGAAGCAUAAAACCAUACAGACUACACUUUUUCUGUAUUUUAACCUUUAUAUUUAAGUGUUAAGUCCACCUGCCUUUAAUUAAGUAGUAAUGACAGAACUCAUUAGGGUCUGAGUCUGAGAGCUUGUUUACUAAUAGGUUGUUGGAUAAGGAUUUAAACUGUGUUUAACUUACUACUCAGUAAUAACACUAAUCUAAAACCUAUUUUCUAUUGGGGGCCAGUCUUAACUAAAAUCCCAUAUUAAAAUCAGUUAAUGGUUGAGCAUGGCUUUGGUAGCCUUGCUAGGUAUACUCAAAGUGGUUAAAAAAGUAAUACUAAUGAACAGUGGUGUGAUGGCCACCCAAAUCAAAUGUGUUUCGUCCUUGGAAAAUAGAUUUUUACUCACAACUUGUAAUAAAAAAUGUCUCAGACUUUAGAAAACUCCUUUCAGAGCAACAGUAGAAAUAAUACAAUUAAUUUCACUGAGUACUUUUUAUGACAUUACACUCAAAUCUCUGAAGUGCCACUUUGAGACACACAGCAGUUAUAAAAAAACAAAAUAACUGCUCUUGGCACAAAAAGCAGUCGCAGAAACAUGAUAAAAAUACAUCGAGACUAGUUUAAAAAAAAUUGAGACACGGCAAGUCUCAACAUUUGCUGAUCUUGCUUCACAGGGGGCGAAACAUACAUUUAUGAAAUGUUAUUUGGCUAGUUUAUCAUAAAAAUGUUUAAAGAUCACAAUAUUUUAUAAAUAAACUCAAACCUUAAUUUUGUUGAUUUUAAGGUCUUACUGUACAAUGAUCACAUUUUUGGAUCAAAACAUAAUAGAAAAGCUAAAUUAUAGGGUGUUCAAUAAUUUUUGACUGGCAGUGUAUUUAUUAAUAAUUUUCACUCUUUGAUUAAACAUUCACCAGAUUAACUGAUGUAUCCUAAUCUUGUAUUUUGAACUAAUUUACUGAUUUAUUUUAACAUAUGGGCAAACAAAUGAUCAAUGGGUCAAGAACAGAUUGGUGCCUACAAUCAAGAGCCUUGCAGUUAAUGUCAGUGAAUGAGGAUCUGACUUAUUUCAUACUAAAGAGAAAUAAUGAUGAGUUUGUUUCUUUAGGGCGUUACAGGGAGCUAUGGGUAGAAUAUAAGAGAAGGAUCAGAAUAAGAUGACUCUUUUUUUAGUAGCUUUUUCAAUUAAAGAGUUUUAAUUCAAAAUCGAGUGUGGUUGAAAAAAAUGGCAAAAAGUGAGAAAGAUGAUGUAUUAGUUGGCAUGCCCUCAUACUGUAUGUUGAAUAUCUACCACCUGAAUGAUUACAUGGGUUAAAUUAUAAUGCAAUAUUUUUGUUUUAAUUGUGAUUAUAAAAUGUUUAUUUUGGAUGUACAUUAUGAUUAAUAAAUAAAACUAAUAUGCGUUAUAUAA